AUGCAAAAAUUAGUUGAAUUGGGAAUUGUUUCCCCUCCUGCUAUGCCUCUUAAUAUGUUACGUUUGAUAUAUGAGGCCAAUGUUGGUGUAAGUCAAAUGGAAGCUGAUAUAUCUACAGCGCCAAUAAAUACUAUAUCUAGUAGUGUAAAUACAGAUGUAUCACAAUCAAAUUCUUCAACAUCACCAUCUGUUCCGUUCGCAAGUACAUUAACUACUGGUACUCCAAUAUUAGCUACCGGAUGUUUGUUGCCAGCAACCACAAUAUCAGCAUCAGCUACAGGAAGUAACGAUCAAAUUGGUGCCGGUUUUAAAGAUCCAUUUCUCAAUGAACUGAGAGCACCAAUAGAGAGAAUUAGACUAUUACUCAAGGCCACAAAACGUUUGCGAACAAAACAGCCUAGACAACGGUUACCUAUUACAUUUGAAAUAUUAAGGGAAAUCUGUCAGCGAUUAAGAAACGGUGAAUUGUUCCCGGAUAAAUUCGAUUCUAACUCAAACUUAACUGCAUCCAACGUAAAUUUACUAGCGAAUCAACAAGCAGUGACAGUGAUGUUGAGAACAUCAAAAACGGACCCCCUCUAG
Molecule: messenger RNA, 582 nt
Organism: Didymodactylos carnosus
Lineage: Eukaryota; Metazoa; Rotifera; Eurotatoria; Philodinida; Philodinidae
Source: the annotation of a GenBank genome assembly